Molecule: messenger RNA, 448 nt
Organism: Populus trichocarpa (black cottonwood)
Lineage: Eukaryota; Viridiplantae; Streptophyta; Magnoliopsida; Malpighiales; Salicaceae
Exons: 2
Coding region: 45-425 (126 amino acids)
Source: RefSeq, a predicted model, not a curated record
UUUUUUAAAUAAUCGAAGUUAAUUAUUCGUAUACAUGUGUGUAGAUGCGUAGAAUGAAAUCUACAGCACGUCGUCAGAAGACGGUUGCAGCUAGUUCUUCUAGCAGCGAGGAGGACGUAUCCUUAGGUGCUGAUCACGGCGAGGAAUCUACGCCAACUUGUGAUGCUGCCUCUUCUAGCGCGGUUUCACAGCGCAGAAGCGGUGUGCCUUCACAGCGGGGUCAAUUCACCCGCAAGUACCAGGCACAAUGGAAGGAUGACCUCUCAAUGUUUACAAACAUUGAGGCUGCAAGGACUAUAACAUUGGCGUUUAAAUCGUCGAUGGAGAUUCCAUUGUUUCAAUGGAGCCAGGUUUCCAAACAUCCUGAGUGGAAACCUAAUAUCGAUGCAUGGUUUAAGCGAUUUCAGGUCGGUGUUAAUUUUUAAUUUCCAGCUUAUUUUUAAUAAAU